Messenger RNA from Penicillium oxalicum, 789 nucleotides. RefSeq names its product proteasome core particle subunit alpha 6 (gene pre5). NCBI's taxonomy places the organism in Eukaryota, Fungi, Ascomycota, Eurotiomycetes, Eurotiales, Aspergillaceae. The record is from RefSeq and is a predicted model, not a curated record. Gene Ontology annotation, biological process: ubiquitin-dependent protein catabolic process. Bases 1 to 789 code for a protein of 262 amino acids. The transcript has 3 exons. Gene Ontology annotation, cellular component: proteasome core complex, alpha-subunit complex; nucleus; proteasome core complex.
AUGUUCAGAAACAACUACGACAACGAUGCAGUCACCUUCUCUCCACAGGGUCGUAUAUUCCAAGUCGAGUACGCACAGGAAGCCGUGAAGCAAGGAUCCGUGGUUGUGGGAUUGGUGAACAAGACACAUGCCGUCCUGGUCGGACUCAAGCGAAAUGCCGAAGAACUCUCCUCGUACCAGAAGAAAAUCAUCGAAAUUGACUCGCACAUGGCCAUCGCCAUUGCCGGCCUGGCGUCAGACGCCCGCGUUCUGUCCAAUUUCAUGAAGCAGCAAUCGCUCGGUUCCAAGAUGACCUAUGGCCGUCCGAUCCCCUUGGAGCGCAUCGUCACGCAAAUCGCAGAUCGGGCGCAGACCAACACCCAACACUACGGCAAGCGACCAUACGGUGUGGGUCUGCUGGUGGCCGGCGUUGACGAUGCCGGCCCUCACUUGUUCGAAUUCCAGCCCUCUGGUAUGAUCCAAGAGAUGGUGGCCUGUGCCAUCGGCGCUCGCUCUCAGAUGGCGCGUACAUACCUGGAGCGGAACCUCGAUAAGUUUGCCGACUGCACUCGGGACCAGCUGAUCAACCAUGGGCUGCGGGCUCUGAAGGAGACGCUUUCCCAGGAUAAGGAGCUGACGGUGGACAACACAUCUGUUGGCAUUGUUGGGCUGGCUCCCGAAGGCUCAAAGGCCCGUAUCGAGAGCUUCAAGCUUUACGAGGGACAGGAGACCGUGCCACUUCUGGAGGCUUUGGAGCGGUCCGAAUCAUCUGGUACUAUGGAGGAAGAGUCUAUGGAAGUUGAUUCAUAG